Messenger RNA from Saprolegnia parasitica CBS 223.65, 1805 nucleotides. RefSeq names its product TKL protein kinase. The transcript has 2 exons. NCBI's taxonomy places the organism in Eukaryota, Oomycota, Saprolegniomycetes, Saprolegniales, Saprolegniaceae. The record is from RefSeq and is a predicted model, not a curated record. The coding region runs from base 48 to 1745 and encodes 565 amino acids. Gene Ontology annotation, molecular function: protein kinase activity; ATP binding. Gene Ontology annotation, biological process: protein phosphorylation.
AGGCCGGGACAUGCACCCACAUCGAGCGCCAGCAGGCAGAACCCGAGAUGCAACAUCGUCGCCGCAUCGCCGUGCUACUACUGCUAGUAUGGAGCGCGGUCGCCGCCGCGCUUGACGGAAGCCUCGAUUCCGAGCUGCCCGUCGUCUGCAACGCGACCUUUCCGUGCUACGACGCGAUCCGCGACCGCUGCCUCGCCGGCGACGUGGCCCAGCACGACGGCCGCGGCCGGCCCUUCUGCAACGCCUUCACUGCGCGCUGCCAAAACAAAACGCUCUGCUACGACUCGCGCCUUACGUGUCCCUGCAGCGGCGAUCGGCCCUGCAUGUACAAGACGACGGGGGCGUGCGAGCCGCAGAGCGACACUUGCUCGGCCACGACGCGGUCAGCCGUGUAUUCGUACUGCGUCAACAACUCGGCAGUCAUGAUCACGUUGACACCGUCGCCAACAUCAUGGCGCCCGUCAAGCGUUGUGGGCGCGGAUCCGAGCGACUCGUUCAACAAGGUGGCAAGCUCGGUGUCGACGAUGUUUAUCAUCAUAGGUGUUGCCAUCGUGCUCAUCAUGAUUGCGGUCAUCGUGUGCGUUUGCAAGCGCAAAGACACAUCCAUCGCGAUUCCCGGUCUCUCGGGCGCGACGACGAACGCUGCUGCGUACAACCAGCCCGGUCUCGUGCCGGCGGUGCAGUACCACGUGCAAGUACCGACGCAGCAAGCGUACAAUCAGCAAGGAUACCAGCUGUCCACGCAGGCGUCGACCAUGUACCAGCAGCAACAGCAAGCCUACCAGCCACCAACAACACAGUACAUCCCGGUGGUGCAGCCCAUCUCGUCGCGCUCGCACGCUUCGUCGACCAACACGUCUGCUGUGUCGGGUGCAUCGGCCGACUUUGAUGUCUCGGACCUGGACAUGUACCGCAUCAGCCACGCGCAGCUCACCAUCAUCAAGCCGAUUGCGCAAGGCGCGUACGGAGAAGUGCUUCUCGCGUCGUACCAAGGCAUGCGCGUGGCGGUCAAGAAGCUUUUGCCCAAUGACAACGCGCGCGUCGAGCUGCCAAAGUUCAUUGCGGAAAUCAAGCUUCUGGCCAAGAUGGAGUCGCCCUACAUUGUACAGUUCAUCGGUGCUUCGUGGCUCCGUCCCAGCGACAUCAUGCUCGUGACCGAGUUCCUCGAGGCAGGCGACCUUCGCAACUUCCUCCAGGGCACCUCGACCGCGUCCGUCUCGUGGCACGAAAAGCUCCAGCUGGCCUACGACAUCCUCCAGGGCCUCGUGUACCUUCAUACGCUCGAGCACAAGGUCAUUCACCGCGACCUGAAAUCCCGCAACGUCCUCUUGACCGACGAUCUGCACGCCAAGCUCACCGACUUUGGUAUUGCCCGCGAAAUGGAUGACGCGACCAUGACGGCCGGCAUUGGCACGUACCGCUGGAUGGCGCCCGAGGUGCUUCAGGAAGGUCACUACGCCGAGUCGGCCGACAUGUUUUCGUUCGGCGUCAUUCUCUCGGAGCUCGACACGCACCAGUUACCGUACGCCGACAAGGUCAACGGCAGCGGGCGCCCGUACACGGACACGGCCAUCAUGGCCAAAGUCAUGACCGGGGAGCUCCGCCCGUCGUUUUCCGAGAGCUGCCCACGCUGGUACCGCGACCUCGGCAGCUGCUGCAUGGCGCUCAAGCCCGAGGACCGCCCGACGGCCAUGGAAGCCUCGUAUGCUGUGCAAGUCGAAAUGCGCAACUCAUUUCAAAGUUGAAAACCAUUUGCGGGCUCUAUUGUAGGAAAAAACUUGACUGUAGUGAUAAAUCAAUCGUUC